GGAAAGCGGAUUCGCCUCACAGUGCGACGGAUAAUCCAGCCAUCUGCAACAGUGACAUUCUUAAAUGAAAGACCACUUCACAGGAAAAUGUAAAAAUGUGUUGGUAGACGAACAGAGCCUGUGUCAUUUUAGUGCCCUCUUAGUAACUCAGUGGGCAUUCCCAGUUCUAGUCUGCAAUCUGAUACUUCAUUUACCUCACGUCGACAGUGUCAAUUGAAUAAUUUUACCUGGAGAAUUUCAGUGCUUGUAAAUGACCGUAACCUGUUAUUUGUGUACCAUUUCGGAUAAAUCCACUUAAAUGAAUAACCACAGGUCUCUAUAGAUGUGUGUGUGUGUGUGAUACUGUGGGGGUGUGUCAGUUUUAAUUCUGCCCAGUAGGUGGGACUUGAUGCUCGGAGCACAGACUUCUCCUUUCCCCCUCAUUCUCUCUCCUGCUAUCCCUGUAAGUCCCAGAGCUGUGCGAGAACCUGGGACCCAGCCGCUUCACGGCGCAGCAGACGAACACGGUUUAUCUGGUAUAUCAUGCAGUCCGGAGAAAACCACAGACCGGGAGUACUGAUUCUUCAGCCCCUUCGCUUCUAACGGAGUAUUUUUUUCCUCUUUUUUUUUUCUUGAUCUUUUUGAGAAUAUUUGGACACUACGGCAUUCUCAAUACUUUGACAUACAAUCACACUCGUUAAGACACACACACAUACAAACAUAUAUAUAUACACACACACACAGCCUGCAUAUACAAGGAUACGCACAUUUCCACACAAUCCCAGGACGGCACCGACUCUGCACGGGACCUGGAAUCAUGGAUCUAUCGCUCUGUCCGCCCCGAAUCUGCUGGUGGAGGGUUUUGUUUCUCUUGAGCAUCUUCCAAGACUAUCUGAGUUCCAUGCUGGACUGCCCCCCCACCUGCAGCUGCUCGCUAACCGAGAUCUACUGCAAUAAGUCCGACAACGGGAAAUUCUUCCCUUUGCUGGAAGUGCCGGAGACCGGGAACAGCGGCAACAGCAGCAACAGCAUUCCUGACAUGUUCAAGAACAUCACCUCCAUACACAUAGAGAACUGGACGGGACUUCAAACCCUCAAUGCUGUGGACAUGGAGCUGUACACAGGACUGCAGAGGCUAACAAUCAUGAACUGCAGCCUCCGGGUCAUACUGCCAAGAGCUUUUGCCAAAAACCCUCAUCUGCGUUACAUAAACCUGUCCAAGAACCCACUGGUGACUCUCACAUGGCAGCUUUUCCAGAACCUUCAACUCUCUGAACUGAGACUGGAUGAAGUCACAUUCAACUGUAGCUGUGACAUCCGCUGGAUCCAGCUGUGGCAACAGAGAGGGGAGGCGGGACUCCACACACAGCAGCUGUUCUGCUUUGACAGGGAUUCUCGGAAGAUCCCCCUGCUUGGCAUGAAUAUCUCACACUGUGAUUUACCAGAGAUUAGUGUGAGCCACAGCAACCUGACAGUGAUGGAGGGAGACAACACCACUGUCAUCUGUAAUGGGUCAGGGUCACCUCUGCCUGAUGUGGACUGGACUGUCACAGGGCUCCACUCCAUUAACACACAUCAGACCAACGUGAACUGGCCAAAUGUCCACUCUAUCAAUUUGACUCUGGUCAAUGUGAGCAGGGAUGACAACAGCUUCCUGUUGACCUGUAUUGCAGAGAAUGUGGUGGGGAUGACCAAUGCUUCCAUCCAGCUUUCAGUCCUCUUUCCCCCUCGUAUUAUGUCUCUGAUGGAACCGGAGAGGCGGCACGACACCUGCAUCGAGUUCACCGUGCGUGGCAACCCACAGCCCACACUGAUUUGGCUGAUGAACGGUGAAGAGAUCCAGCAGAAUGAUUACAAGCGUGUAGAAAUGGCACACUUCAUGGACUUCCAGGAGGGCUGUCUGACUCUGAGGAACCCCACACACCACGACAAUGGCAACUAUACCCUGGUGGCCACCAAUGCCCUUGGAAGUGUUUCCCAGACCAUCUAUGGCCACUUCCUGCACCCCCCUUUCACAGAAGAUGACUAUGACUUAAGUGGUACUCCUACCCCUCCCUUGAGUGUCACACCAAGGCCAGAGGAGGACACAUUUGGGGUGUCAAUUGCUGUUGGCCUUGCUGGAUUCGCCUGUGUGCUUCUGGUUGUUCUCUUUGUUCUCAUCAACAAAUAUGGCCGCCGUUCUAAGUUUGGAAUGAAAGGGCCUGUGGCGGUGAUCAGCGGGGAGGAAGACUCCGCCAGCCCCCUUCAUCAUGUCAAUCAUGGAAUCAUCACCCCCUGCACACUGGACGCUGGGCCUGAUGCCGUAGUCAUCGGAAUGACCCGCAUCCCAGUCAUUGAGAACCCACAGUACUUCAGGCAUGGGCACAACUGCAACAAGACCGCCACCUACGUGCAGCAUAUAAAGCGCAAGGACAUUCUUCUGAAGAGAGAGCUGGGAGAAGGGGCCUUUGGGAAGGUUUUCUUGGCCGAGUGCUAUAAUCUCAGCCCUACAAAGAAUAAGAUGCUGGUGGCUGUGAAGACACUAAAGGACCCCACUCAUGUGGCAAGGAAGGACUUCCAGAGGGAAGCGGAGCUGCUGACGAACCUCCAGCAUGAGCACAUUGUCAAGUUCUAUGGGGUGUGCGUGGAGGACGAUCCCCUUAUCAUGGUCUUCGAGUACAUGAAGCACGGGGACCUAAACAAGUUCUUGAGAGCCCAUGGUCCUGAUGCCAUGAUCCUGGUGGAUGGGCAGCCACGUCAGGGCAAAGCAGAGCUGGGCCUGUCUCAGAUGCUGCACAUCGCCACACAGAUCGCCUCGGGCAUGGCGUACCUAGCUUCCCAGCACUUCGUCCACCGGGACCUGGCCACCCGGAACUGCCUGGUGGGGAACAACCUGCUGGUGAAAAUCGGGGAUUUCGGGAUGUCCAGAGACAUCUACAGCACUGACUACUACAGGGUCGGAGGUCACACAAUGCUCCCAAUUCGCUGGAUGCCCCCGGAGAGCAUCAUGUACCGUAAAUUCACAACUGACAGCGACGUGUGGAGCUUUGGCGUCAUUCUGUGGGAGAUCUUCACCUUUGGGAAACAGCCAUGGUUUCAGCUCUCCAACAAUGAGGUCAUCGAAUGCAUCACACAAGGUCGGGUCCUGGAGAGACCCCGCGUGUGUCCUAAGGAGGUCUAUGACAUCAUGCUGGGCUGCUGGCAGAGGGAACCACAGCAGAGGCUAAACGUCAAGGACAUCCAGAAGAUCCUCUAUGCCUUGGGUAAAGCCACACCUGUGUAUCUGGACAUCCUGGGCUAGCAACGGCUGGGUUUCUUGCCUGUCUCUCUGCAGCAGGUGGACAAAUGCAAUCCAGGAAUAACCAAACAACGUGUACCUUACUACUCCACAGUCAAAACACCUACAUGACGGGGAUGGACUUAAGUGCCUGCUACACCUUUCGAUACACUGGAUACCAGUCUUUACAAGGAAAAAAUAAAGCACUUUUAGAUUUUGUUUACCUGCACAUAAAAUGUACAGAAUUAUACCGUGCAAAAAGGAUACAUCUUUUAUUCUUGAAAAUGGCCUCCUUCACAAACAAACAAAAAAACCCUGAAGAAAAACAACCAAGGAAACCGAUAUGUUUGCUUUUUAGUAUCCAGACAGAUGAUGGAAGAUUCGACUGCCCUGUGGUUUUUAUUUUAUAUAAUAUAUAUAUAUUUUUAUUUAUUUUGUUGGUUCGUUAGUUUGUUGGGUAUUUUUUUCCGAAGUGUGGAUGUCUCCCAUGUCUGUUGCUAAGGGCGUGUCACUGCUUGGAAAUGACUGCUUACAGUGGCCAAGUCAGGCAGGUGGCAAGGACUUCCUGAAGAAAGCCUUUCUGCCUUCUUAUUGGUUGGAUUGUAUCCCUGAUGCUGGAAAAGGCAUCAAAAGGAUUUUCCACUGCAAAGGAAAACAAAUCAGUGAGAGUAAGAACUCUUAGCAAUGAGGAACCCACAGGUCAAUCUGAACAACCUAAUUUAAUAAUUCAAUGUAUAUAAUGUAAAUUUAUAUAAGUGUCACAGAAUUAUGUUAAUUUAUUUCUUUCCCUACUUAGAUUAUUUUAGUUCCUUGGAGUGCCGUUACGGUGAGUUAUUUCUAUAAAUAUUUGAGAAGCUUUUCUCAUUUUUAGUUUGGCCAUUAUCCGAGAAUGUAUGUUUUUUUCAGUUAGAGCACCUCAUUUCUGUCACACAGGUACACUUAUAAUGUGUAAUCUUAUCUUAAUAUUGGCUGAGGGUCACAUCAGUAGCUGAGGCAUCAAGUGAGAGAAACUGAGAGACGCACGAAGAGGCAGUCUGUGGUAAGGAGCCCCAGAUGAUCUGAGGAAGGAGCCCUUAUAAACGUUUUCUUAUUUCAUGCUGUCAAGUCACAACAGCAGGUGACAUACCAUUGCACUUUUUGUUCCAGUGCAUGUCUGGUGUUUCCUGGAAAGACUACCUAGUGUAAAACAGAUACUCCUUCCCCAACCAUGGCUCAUGUGUUUUAUGGAAAUCAAAGGGAAGAGCAAUACAGGAAAGCCACAUGACUUAAUUGGAAGAAAAUAUGGAACAUGUACCUGAUGGUAAACUUAGAAAGAUAAUUUUCUUUGUAGAAACACCAAUUAAUGAACUCAGUGUGAAAGUAUAGAAAAGCCAUUUUCUAUCCACUUUUUUUUCCAUUGAUGCCUUUGAAUCCCUAUAUCCAGAAUACAGAAUGGGGGUUCUAAUGAGAUUUUGACCCAUCCCUGUUGUGUAAUUAUGGAAAGUCUUCAUAAGGUGGACAAAUGUAUAGGUUGACAAAUGUAAAUAUUACUCAGUGCCGAUUAAUGCCUAAUUUUACAGUGAUACAGUAUUUGUCACAUAAUCAGCGUUAUACCUCUUACAAUAACAUUUUCCAACUCGUAAAGCAUGGCUCAAGCAUCAACAUUAGACAGCAUUUACAUGAUAAAAUUAGAGUUAAUAACAUAGCUUUAUGCAUUAAUACAAGACUGUGAAUCCUUCUUUUGUGUGAAUUAGCAUCCAUUAAAAAGUACAUUUCAUCCAUGCAGCUGUCAUACCUACCUCCCAUUUCUAAGACUUGGAAACCAGAUCAGUGUCACACCUGGUACUGUAUGUUUAGUAUUACAUGGAACAAUGUAGACAUAAGACUGGCAUCCUAAGAAUGUAUUAUCUGAAGGAUUCUCAUGUGUAGAGUUAAACAGUCUUUCAGCAUAGGCUGCCUUAUUCUCAAGUGGUAGUGGCGAAAAAAUAAAAAAGCUGUAGAAUAUCCUAUAAUCCAAGUGUUCUUACUAAUCCUGCUGAAUAACAAAGGGAAUUCAGUCUUUAGAUGGGUAUAUCUUCCAUGAGAGCUCCAUAAUUCUCCACUGAUUAGUACUGGCUUCAAGGAAGAUUGAACACAAAGAUUAAUUACCUGAUGCACCUGUUGCUUUAUGUGCAAUUCACUUGUUUAUACUGCAGAAUUUCUUUAGAAAAUUCUUUCACAUCUAGCAAAUUUACAGUAUUUUCGUGUGAGCAGUCUGGACAACUUUAAUAAUCUUAUUAUAGGAUGUUGCUAAAUUAACACAUUUUAUUGACAAAUAUGGAAUCCCCACAGAGGGACAAAAUACACCAGUAGUCCCCCAUGUUAAUGAGCUACUUUUGCAAAGCAUAUAAAUUUCAAAUUUUAAAGCAGUCUAAUGGUAAUUCAGGUUCUAGUGGUAAUUGUAUGAAGGAUUACAGACUCAUUAUAUUAUUUUUUUCAAUGUCUCCAAAACCAAUUUUCAAGAAGCGUACAUUUAUUACGGUUGUAUUAUACACUCUUUGAUAAUUUAAUGGUCUUAGUCAAAGCAAAGAGUUUCUUUUGUUUUAAAAAUGGACAAAGUCCACCUUCCACGUCUCCUUAAUAUCAUCUAUUUAUUGUCACCUCAUCAUAAUACUAACCUUGUUUUUGGUUACCAUUUCUUGUACCAUGUGUUUUGUAUAUUAAUACUGUAGGUACACUUUUAAAAAUUUAAAUGACAUUUAAUUUUGUUAUGUACUAGCUAUGUAUUAAUGUUAUAUAGAGCACAUAAACUGCAAAGGUGUCUUUUACAAAGAUGCUGAUCUGUCCACUUAAAACAUGUCCAGGAGUACAUAUGUCUAUAGUUUGUGUCACGUUGUGUGCUGUAUAAAAAGUGAGCAUUAUCUAAGGGAUUAGUGCAAUAAAUGAAGCACGCACAUGAAAAAAGAUUAUUCAAUUGCUUAGUUAAAAUGGUAAUGCCUGGGAUAUUCACAAAACAUGGAGUACACGUGGAGCCCAAAACUGAGAUAAAAUAUGUAGAUCAUUAUAAUCAUGUUAGUAUAUAGUACAUGUGAGGCCAUAGAAUGUGAGCUUCUAUACUGUAGGUGAGUUUAUUUUAUGAAGCAGUCAUGAUUAUUUUAACCCUGAUGGCUUCUGAUAUGGAGUUCAGAAAUCCUAAAUAAAAGACCUAUAAGAAGCUAUUGAAUCAUAGUAAAACGUUAAGAUGGAUACUCUGCACUAAAGAUUUUCAAACACCUGUCUUUAUGAACAGUGUCUUUUAAAAGAGCCAGUCCAUCUCAGCUUUCCACUCUCUCUGGAAGCAUACUGUAAAUCAUUCCAGCAUUCCCUGAAGUGGCCAUUGCUUCUUACAUUCUUCACCUCAAACUGAGGUGUGAGCACAUUGAUUCCACAUUGAUGUCCAAUUUGUUAAAACAUUCCUGCCUGUUUUUUUCAUAAGUUAUGGGAGAGUAACUGAGAUAUAUCAGGUACUUUCCUUAAGGCCUGAAAAUGAAUGACUUGUUGGUACUUUUCGCUCUCAAUCUGGCUGGGUGAAGUCACUGUUUAGUUGUUGUUUGCCCUGUAGCACUGUCUCUCAGCCCUGUAAUUUGAAAUAGAGGAAAAUAGCCUAUAUCUGAAGACCUAGGUCUUAAGGUCCAAAUCUUGAAAGUACAUCUGCAUUUUCAAAGAUAAUGCUGUCUUCAUAGAAAGGGAAAUUGCAAAGCCUUUUCAAGACAGUACUGAGAUACACACUCCUAUCUGAUAAGAUGUCCUUUACUUUAAUAUUUAUGUCUACAGUGUGAUUUAGACAUUUAUUCAUUUAUCUGGAGAUCCUUUGAUAGAGUCACUGCAUCAGAUAAUUUUCAAGGCGGCCUGUUCUCGUCAUUGAAAUGUUGUAAAGGAAAGCUGCCCUCAGUAACUCCACAAAUCUUUCACACUUGGCUGCCUAAACCUAAGCUAAGUUUUAAUGGAAACAUGCUUCCUUAACUGGUUAUAAUUUUACAAAAAAAUCCAUCAUUGGCUAAUUCGCUAGGGGCACUCUACAGAAUUUAAACAGUGCAUAAAAAAGUCUUCAUGCUGAAUUGGACGCUAACUGGGGAGAAAACUGACAAAUUUUGCUUUCAGCUUCAAAAGGUUAUAGACUGAAUGUUCAAAAAACAAGGUCUCUUGUACACAAUUUUCCUGAUCUAUCAACCUACAGUACUGUAUGCUGUCCCAAGGAGAGUGAUGUUAGCAAAAAAUAAAUCAAAGAAGUAAAGUCAUAUAGUUUUCAAUGGCAUAUUGGAUUAUGAUCCUUCUUACUGAAAUUCAGUAAUUUGCCUUACUUACUUACUAAAUGAAACUGGCAUCAUAGCAUUGCUUUUAUGUUAUACUAUGUCCUGUUUGUUCUUCUGAGAUUCAAAUUUGUAUGUUAUUAUUAUGUUUCAUACGAGUCAUUAAUAAAUGAAUUGAGAGGUCACAGUAUUGGCCUAUCAAAUAUCACAUCUUGAUUUCACAAAAUACAAUAAAGGAUAAAUGUUAUAGCUACUUAGAAAAAAAAACAACUUGCUUGUUCAAUGGAAAAUUUCAUUGCAAAGAAGAAAAUAAAUACUGACAAAGCCAUCCCUAGCAAUACAUUUAUGUUUAUUAAUAAUUGGGUGCAGGAUUGAUGCUAAAAUUGAAUGAUGUUCAGAUAUGUUCAAUUCUCCAGGGUGAACAUGAAGAAAAGCAGCAGAUUUUUGUAAGUAAUGAAAAGAAAGCUUUCUGUAUUGCUUGUUUUAUGUGAGAGGUGUCUUUAGGCUUGUAUUCCAACAGAGCUCAGUGGCAUUGCUAAACGGUAUAGUGUUGUUCUUCCCACACUGGAAGAUACACCCACUUUAUUUUAAUAGGAUAAGAAGGGGGUUAUAAAAGCUUCUCUUAUGGAGGUUUUAGCGCUUUCAUGAAAGGACAAGAAUAGGGGGAGGGAUAUCUCUAGGUACUUUCUUGGUUGGCUUCAUUAUGUUUGCUCAGAACCAAAGUGUGAUGUGGGUGUGGUGGCAAGGUGUCUUGCGAGAAAACAGACAAAUUUCAGUACAUGGACAUCUCUUAAGACCUCAUUACAUCAGGCAGUUUGCUGACAACAUGUAUCCCUUCUAACUGUAUCCUGCUUAGACUAUCUUGUUUAAAACCUCCAGCAGCCUCCUGUUACUGUUCUACUGGCCUCUGGCAAUGUGCUGGUCAGAGCAGAUCCUACUCCAAACAACAAGGGCUGAGCAAUAUCCAAUCAGAGAACUGAAGUGUGUCACAUGACUCUGAGCUCGCCAGUCACAUACUUUAACUGUAUGCACCCCUUAAGCUAAAAAUGGACCGCAGAAAAAUCACAGUGAUUUAAAUUCAGGAUUGAGAAGUACUGCUGAUGGGGUCGUUUGAAGAUUAGCAGUCAAAAAAUGUUUCUGAUUUGGUAGUGAAUUAUUGUCUCAAUAAUAGAUUGGGGGAAUGACUUAAAAGAACUUUAAUCUCUGGUCCAGCUACCUCAUAUAUCUUUCUUUUAUGUAACCACUUAAUGUACCUAGAUCUUAUGACUUGCUAUUAACUGUACAUUGCGUUGCCCAAGUGACUUACCCAGUGGUUUCAAAUAUUGCUUUUGUCUGCAAUAAUUUCGGCUAUCUGCUGAUAGAAUCCAGUGGUCAUGUCUAUCCUAAGUAAAAUAAAGCAUGGCUUUUGAUGAGUCUGUGACUGCAUUUACUGUAGGUAAUUAAUCUUUCACCUGUGUGCCCUCAAGAUUUAGUAAGACUACUCAGUCUACCAGAUUUUUAAUUGAGUAUUGAGUGUCAAUUAUCAAAUAAUGAAUAACUCUUUCUCUUUGACCUUUUUCAUACUUUCUUUUCUUACCAAAGGGAGGUCUUUAGCUUCACUCCUUUUUUUUCAAUCGGUGGGACAGCUUGAGGAGAGGGCGCUAUCUGGCUUUAAUUUUGUACUUCACUAAUGAGAAGGAAGGCACCCACUUGUUGUGUGAAGAUAUUCAAAGGCAACAUUGAGGAGGCUGAGAAUGAUUAUGCAAUACAGCACUUAGCUAAUUUCGCUGUUCAUGUGGAAACCUUCCCUGUUAUUUGGCAGGGAUGAACAGGAAAUCCUGGCAAGACACCACUCUGCUCUCCUUUAGCAUCUCUGUUAGCCUUAUGAGUUGUAACUAAAAGGCCUUAUUUUAGUCACAUGAAGUUGGGAAGUUUUGGAUAAAUGUAUCUGGUGAUCUAAUGGAGAAGAACGGUUACUAUAGUCCAGCUAAGAUUUUGCUUUUGGUGAAGCAAGUGCUAACAAUAACACGUUUGAUAACAUAUACUGUAUAUAUGUUAUACUUUAAAUUAAGCGUUUUAUUGUGGCAUACAGUACACUGUAUGUUAUUGCAAAGAUUUGGAAUUUACAAGGCAUACUGAACAUACUGUAUUGGCUAUGACUGCUUUCACAACCUUGGCCUAAAGCUAGCUGUGAACCUGUUUUUUGUCUGUCUAUGAAAAACUUGUCAAUAAGAUUAAUAGCAUGAAGUGUAUUCAAGAUUCUGGUGUGGACAAGUCACAUACAUACUAUACUCACAUACAGUAGGCUAUUGCUGCACUAUUUCCUGGAUUAAGAGCAUAUUGAACAGAAAUUAGUAUAUAAAUGGAGGUAGCUUUGGUGUGACUACCUCUCUUGAUGCUGAAACAAUGUUUAGUUGUCUCUGUAUCCUAAUGUUUCAGAAAUGUCAAUGUCUGUGUGUGAGUGUGUGUACAGUAUGUGUGCUCACUUAGAGUCUGAGGGACCAGCCAAAACCACCAUUUCCACUCCAUUUACCAUAGAGCUAAUCAGUGCUCAAUGACCCAUGGAGAGAGUAAUAUUGGCGGUGAAAGUAAUAAAGAAAGAUACAAAAAAAAUGUAUCUUCAUGCAUACUUGACUUGCCCUUUAAGGUCACCAGCAAAGAAAAGAAAUAAAAGAAGUGUCACUCAGGGAUGGAGGCGACAUAAUCAAAGGAGAGUGAGUGUGACAAGACUGUGACGGGGAGGCGGCUCAAAAGGUCACAGUGAAUCUAAUGACUUCACCUGGCAGUUAUCUUUGGAUAACUUUUAAACAGGAUGGCCUGCCUCUGUAAUCGCUCAGGGUCAGACAAGUCUCUGUCUUUUUGACGAACCUGUUUGAGCAGUGGAACGGCAAGGCAUUUUUCUGUUGUUGCUGUUUGGGCAGCUGGAGAGAACACAAAGCAGAUUUACUAUGCUAGUAGUAUUGCGUCUCUCUUCACGGCUCAAGCAACAGAGCCCUGAUGAAUGGUAUAAGGCCUUUAAUCAUUGAGAGAGUAGCAGAGAGCAAGGCAAGAAACCGGAACAUUGCAAUUGAAAGGAAUUCUCUCAGAGCUCUCCAUAGCCCAGGGCCUGCAGCUCAGUAAAGCUGCACACUAGCUACCCCACUACCUGAUCCCCUGCUGAGAUUUCAUGUUGAUGAAGACUGUUGGACUCCAGCAGGAAAUUGUCUCAUAAAACAUAGCGUGUUGUGUGUAGUUUAUUAGUAUCAUUUUUCUUUUUGCUUAUCUUUCUUAUUGAGCUGUUCAUGUGCCAACUUUGGGCAUUAAAACAUGCAAGCUAAAUACUGUUGAGUGUAUAUAUAUAUACUAUAUACAGUAUACAAUAAUUGACUUGAACUUGAACAUGGACCUAACAAUCAUAUUGUUAGCAUAAACAGUUGCUCAGACACUUCUGAAGCAUUAAAUCAGGAUUCUAAUUUUUAAUGCAGAUUUAGUCCACUUCCAGAAAACAAAAGUUAAAAGAUUACAGAUAUGCUCUUUAAAGCAACAAAGUCUUGAAUUUGUUUUUCUAUUGGCUAUCUUUUCAUUCCCCACAACAAAUCCAGUACAGACACUGUGCAAGGUCUAAUGACGACUUUUUUUAUAUAUAACACAGCACUCUGUAAUUUCAACCACAGCAUGCCGUGAUAUGGGUUCUAUUAAAUACCAGCAUGGAUUUUGUUUUUUUCUGAAAGCAGGCAAAAUGAGAUCAUUUCAUUUUAAUUCAUUUGAAAAAGCAAAUGAAGUAAAUAGUGACAUUCCCUGCCUUAAUUUAAAACACUCCCAAAGAGAAACCCCUGUUGCACUUGGACAUGAAUAUCCCACGGCCUCGUUGGAAAACAAAUCCACUUAGGAGCUCUCUUUCUGCAUGUGGGGGAGGAGGAGGAGGGAAAGUUUGAAGUUGAUACUAGGCGUGGGAGAGAAAGACAAAAGAUCACACAACCUGCCUACGUUCGCUACCUGAUAAAAGUGAACCUAAGCAAAACACUGGAUUGGAUAAGUGUUGCUUUAGAGAUUUUCUACAGAGCAAGCAGGUGUAAAAAAAAGUGCUACCAUGUGCAUCUAUACAGUUCACCCAGAAAAAGCUUGCUUGGCUUCCUGGAGGCUGAAGGAAAUUGACUGUGGUAUUAAGACUUCAGAUGGGAUGUCACCCUGGAGCAAUCUCUUGCGCUGUCAGCAGACGCUGACAUCUAGAUUAACCUCAGUGCCUGGAGUUUUCGGAGAGAGAGGCUCAUUGGAAUGCAAGAGGAAUCUAACCUCCAGUCCGGGGCUUCAAACCCACGUGUGUUCCGGUCUCCUUCUCAGUCUGUCAGCUUUCUGGGGAUUUGAAAGAUGUUCGGAGAGGCAACAAAGGGGAUGGGGUAGCGUCGGAGGGGUUUGGGGCAACGGGAAGUGGGAACCUCUAAAUGUGCUUUGAGGACCAGCUGGAAGCAGGAGCUUGUGUGUGUGUGUGUGUGUGUGUGUGUGUGGGGGGGGACAUUGUGUAGCAUACUGUAGAUACUGAUAGGAGUUUCAGUCCUGGCUGUUGUACUAAUUGCUGUCAACAGAAUAAAAUAAGAUUAACUGUACUGCAGACAUGAAAAGUGUCAGGCGAACAAAGAAAAUUGAAACACUGAAGGUUAUUUCUGUCUCCUAGUGGCACCAUCUCUCAGCCUGCAAGACUUUUGCUAUGUUACUUUUUAGGAGUCUGGUAACUUGUUUUUCACUGAAUAAUUUGCAUUUAAUAAAAAAAAAACAUAAUUAUUUGUAUUGUUACAAUAAACCACAUUGGAAUUCUAGGGGGUUUCAUGCUAAAAAUAGAGCCGCUGGGUCUACAGUAGAUACUGCUGAAGACUUUGGCUAAGUCAAUUGCUGAUUUUGUGUACAGUGAAAGCAUUCAUUCUCUGUCAGGGCUGUGUGGACUCCUAGUCAGGGUUUCCCGGGUUUAAGACUCAAUAGUUACUGCAAAGGCUGUGUGGCAUCUGCAGUACAAGCCUGUAGCAUUGGAAAUGGGAGCUGUUUCAAUCCUCCCUCCAGCAGUCAGGACAGGUACUUGUGCCGUAACAUUUCAUUGUCUAAAAGUGCUGUAUGGCCUCUUAAAAUAUAUUCCAUUUCCGUUGUCUUCAUAAGUCCCCUGCUAGCACCAGGGCUUCACAGAGAAACACACGUAUUGUAUAUUAAGAGAAAAAAAAAUCUUUUUUCCACAAAAGGUCACUUAGUAUUCCAGUCUUUUCAAAUAUUUCAGUCACUGUCAGACCUUUCCAUUCCUCACUGCAAUAAUUUGUGGUGUUUGAGUGUUGAAUUUCCUGUUUUUUUCCAUUUCUCUCCUCUAAAAAAGAAGACCUCAUGUAAAUGAAUAUUUCUCUCAAAUUUUGACCUGCAACCUGUAACAUUUUGCUUGCUGCUUCAUUUACUGUUACAUUGUUUUAAAAUAUAUGGAAUUCUAACAGAGUGAUAAUAGAAAUCUGGAUAAUAGAAAAAGUUUCAAUCUUAAUCUCACUUCUUCUUGCCUGCAUACUGUACAUAACCCCUCGCACCUCUGCUUUUCCAUAGUGCUUCUUUCUUAUACCCCUCCCACCACCCCAUCUACACUCCUGUAGCAGCACCCUGGCUCAUUUGCCACAAUCUGAAGGGGGUCUGGGCAGACUCAUCCUUCCAAUGUUGUCACGAUCGUCAUCCCUCCUCUAAAGGGCGCUCUGACCCUUUUGUGUUUGUUUCAUUAUCACGUACACCUGUCCCUGAAUUCACCGUUAUUCCAGUUAUUAUUUAAACCCGGUGCUCCGGUAGCUUAGGGCUUUGAAUUGGAAGACAAACGCCCGGAGGCCGGCCUAUAAUCAGGUCGCCCUACGUCCGCGGCUCGAAGGCUUAGGCUUCUUAACGGCGUCCGGACCAAGCUGAGUCCAAGCCUGGGAGCGCUUGGCCUCAUAACUGUAUUUUUAAUUUCCUAGUUCCUUGUCCCCGUUUCUGAUUUUAAUCGUCUUGUCUUGGUUAGAUCACCUGGUUUUGGAUUUCGGACUGCGUCCUGGAUUUCCUAUAUUGGACUGUUUUUGGACUUGUUUGCUCCUGGAUACACUGUGAGCACUGCCCCCUGUUCGCCAUCCCUUCCAUUCCUCACUGUGUUUUCCCCGUAGCCCUUCUCCAGUCACUUCCGGAUUAUUCCGUCUGCACAGGUUCCUAAACUACACACUACAUGGGAGUCAGGACCGGCUCUUGUUACAAAUGUGGCUUCUUAUUCCCUUAACAAGGCGGACUACGCCCAAUAUACUCUGCCAUCUCCCUUGCAUUUAUUAGGAUCUAAACAAACCACUGAAAAAUUGUUGCUAAACCUACUUAGAAUGAACCAGUUUCAUGUCAUACUGGCUGAUCUAAAAAGAGUGUUAACAAUUCAUGAUCAGAAGCAAAUCCCAAGCGAUUCUUAAAAAUAAUGUCUGCAUAAAAUUGAUUAUAUCAAAAAUUUGCUUCAUUAUGGUGUCAAGUGGGCUUGGUUUUGGAGAUCAAUUCUGUUUCAGUAUAUUGUGAGAGAGUAAUUCAGUAAUUCAGGUGUAUAUAUGGAAGUAUAGACCGCUUGGAUAAUUAAUGUGGAUCACUGACACAGUCUUGCUUAAAUAAAUUGCAUUACAUCUGCCAUAGGAAAGCACCAGUCUUUGAGUCUGCAUGACUUUUAUUUGCACACUUAUUUUAAAAACUAUUUUUCUUAUUCACACCAAGGGAAGGACUGUGUGAGGUACUGUAGUACAAUCUUAACACAUCAAAGCUAAUCCAAAAUGAAGAACCCGUUUCUCAAAGCGGUGGUAAUGAGGGCAAAUGACUACCCUCUCAGUUCACUCUGUCAUCCAAACACGAAGCUCUCUAGAGUCUCAAAUUAGUUAGUUCCUUUAUUGUCUUACAGUACAUCAUGCUUUGAACUUCUUUGGCUGAAGUAAAGAUAAUCACAGUCUGCCAAAUUAUCCUGUAGUGCAACAGAACCCCUCAGAAAAACUCAGAAGACUGUGCAACAGAUAGUUACCUUAUUUUGAGCAAAUUAUUUAAAAUUAAAAACAAGGCCUAUAAGGAAAAAAUGGAACAGUGGGUAUUUGGAAGGUGAACCUACCUCGACAGUUCAGAGGGCUAAGUGAUGUCAAGUCCUUCUGAAAGAUGCUUUUGUCCAGUUGGUUGCAGUGGCCACAUUAUCUAGAUCUGAAUCCCCAUGACUUUUUUGGUUGGGAUAACUUUGCGACAAAGUGCUCAGGGAUAACCUUUUGAACUUUACGAAAGAGCUGUGGAUGGUAGCAAUGUAAGAAUUCAGAUAAAGACUGGUACAAGUUCUCAAAGCAAAUUGUGCAUUUAAAGAUGACAUUUAUUUCACUGUGCAGUGUUAAAGAACAAUGCCGUCUUUUCUUAAAUUCCUCAUAUAAUAUGUGUAUAAAAUCUGUAUAUGGAGUUUACUCUUCAUGUAGUAUGUAUUACUGUGUGACAUUCUUUAUACUGUACAUAUAAAAAAUGCAUCAAAACCAUAUUUAGUGCAACGCAAACAUACAAUUCAACCUCUCUUAGAGGAUAAAGUUUUACCCAACUGCAUGCAGAACUUUAUACAUUAUCCAUGAUGUCUCUAGUCUUUAUGAUAUUAACUCGGAUGACACUGAGAGGAAAAAAUAUUGACUUUCUGUAUUGCAGAGUGUUUUAAAAUGAGGCUUGAAUAAUUUAUCAAUCUAGCACAUAGGGGAGCUUUUGUAUUGCCUAUCGAUAACAUUUUUUUUUUCUUCUGCUCAGACUUGCCAGUUUUCAUAGUAUACAGAAUGCAGAGGUUGUGUUGUCAUGGAAACCUUAACUUGUCUGUCCUUUCCUCAUAUUGAUAUUCAAGGCAAAGGUAGCAUUCCAGUUAGGCAGAUGGAACAUUAAUGCGAUACUGAUGUUAUUUAAAAGGAAUCUAACAGAAGAGAACCCCUCUUUCAGCAUCUAUGAUUAGGCUCUGAAAGAUCGUGCAGGUACCUUCUUCAGCUUUUCUUUUUUUUUUCCUUGGCCCCUACAAUUUACUUUCAAGGAAACCUUAAGAAAACUGUGAAUUCAAAACAUCUGAGACACAUGCAUAUUAAUAAUAAAUAGUGAAGUUUCUGUGCUGUUUUGACAUUGAAGUAAAUUACUUCUCUGGAGGUCUUGAAGGAAACGUGACAGUAGUGCUGUGAAAGUAAUAGACUUUAUAGGACAGUAUGGAUAUAACAGGGAGGACUGACAAUCUAAAUAAUAAAAACAAACAAUUCCAAACCUAUGACACCACCUUUUUAAUCUGACAAUGUUUCAUCCAUUAUUAAAAAUAAACACAUCUUUAUUUUACUUUGUCUAUUAACCGAUCUUGAUUUUUUUCACCAUAAAGACACAGCAACUACCAAAAGCAGUGUGUAUUUUAGUGAUAAGCUGCAAUAUUAUAUUUUUAUGUUCCAUGGCUCACUAGAAAUCAGAGCCUUUGGGCUAUUAUAAUAUCAUAGGAAAGACUGCUUGCAAGAUAUUUCUUAAUUCCCUAAACUUGGACCAGGGCUUAACAGCCAUAAAGGGCUGAACGCUUCUAUGAUCACCAAAGCUACAGUAGGCUUAGAAAAAAAGAAAUCUUUUUACCGCCAUCAGCAAGUCACAUAUUUAGAAAGUUAUUUUCCCAUUACAAUAUCAAAAAAGGCCUGAAAGGGCUCAAUUUCUGCGCCUUCAUUUUCUUUUAGUUUUCAUUUGACGUAUUACAGAAUAUAAAAACCCAUGAGGUUUUCAACCAUUUGUAUCACAUAUUCAAUUAAUAUGACCUGAGGACUUUAAGGUUAUGUGAAGGAAUAAAGACACGGCAAAGUUCUUUUUUCUAUGGCAAAUAUGUAUGGUUCAUUUGGAUUGAAGUCUGUAUUAGUAGAUCUUUUAGGGAGGUAGUGAAGGAGAUGACACAAUUAAUGGCUUUUAUUUAACUGAAAGUGAUGUAUUCAAUAUAUACUGCUGGUAGGUGUAGCUUGUAGGCCUUUGAACAGCUUGGUUUUCACAGUCUCAGGAUCUUCAUUUCCAAUCUUUGAUGGACACAGUUCAUUUUUACUGUCCCAACUUUAAGGCCUAAAUUACUCUGUACUGUAUAUUCGAAAUAUUUUCCAAAUAUUUGCUUUUGCUUUUAGCCAGUUGACGAUUAAAAGGUUUCAAGUAGGUUAAUGUAAUAUCCCAUGGAGAGGUUUUAAAAUCUUUCCUAAAAAUGUAAUAGUCACGACAGUAGAUAACGCAUUGGGAUUUCUGAUGGAACACUGGGAACCUGGAUGUGUUUCAGGAAUUGAGUUAAAGACCCCUGACACAGUGAACAUGUGCUGAAGAACAGCUAUCCUACAGCUCUAUUUACACCUCGCAAAGCUUGAAGCUGUGUAAGCCUAUAGAUCACUCAAGGUUAUUUAAUGAUCCGUACAUAAAAGGAAAGAUGUAACACUUAUCAGGAAUUUUCUCCCUCAUGUCUGCCCUCUAGUCAGGUCACUGAGCGCCCGAGUGGACUUUUUUUAUUUCUGGGACACGCUGUGCUUUGCUGGUGCUCUAUGGAGCUUAGAGGUGUGACUUUUUACUUUGCAGCACUAUCGGAUGUGCUUUUGCUUGAUAUUACCGGAAGGCCUGGGGAUUCGGACCAGAAAUCCUUGCCUACAGCACUUUACUGCUCAUGGCUGACCACCGUUCUUUCUGACAAGGUUCUUGCUGAGGAAGACAUGGGAGAGGGUGGGGAAAGCAUUCCAUCUGUGCCAACCAGAAACUUAGAAAGAGAAAAAAAACUGAAAGAAACAUCUGAGAAGGGAGUCGGGACUCAGUGAUGUCUGCCAGGGGGAAAGGGAGGUGCCCGGAGUGGGCUGACAGGACAAGAGUACGAUCAUGUGGCUUGCUGCAGGUACUAGGUUGGGACUAUGGUUUGAAGCGGUAUGCAGUAGUUUAACAUUUUGUGUGGUCAUUUAUAAUGGUGGCAAUAGUUUUUAUUUUUCAUUGACCCUCUCCAUCCCCCUCCCACAUUUAACAGUAAACAGAUAAAGGAUUUGCUGCUUGGAAUCCACCUGACCCUUUCAAAGCAGCUGGAGCAUGUGUUCGGUGUUUUGGUGUUGGGAGUGCUUUCUAUUUACAUCAUAAGUCACCUUUCUGAAGUGCUUGUUGUCUUCUAAAAAAACAGAUUUCCAAAGCAUGGCCUUAUACACCACUUGCCCCGAUGCACAAUAUUAAGGGUCAACUAGACCCCCCCCAAUUGGAUAAUUUAGUUAUGUGUUUUAUGGAAGCCUGCUUCUGUUAGGCACUCUGGUCAUCGUCUGGAAAUGAGCACAGAAGUUGACUUAAACUGACUUAAAUUCCCAAUUCUAAUACAACGCAUUAUGACAUGACCUUUAUGAAAUCUCACAAUUAUCGCUUGAAGCAUUCAGUAGAAUGGUAAAAAAACAUCUGCCCAGUGUUGUUCCAAGCUAGAAUCUCAAUGUCAACUGAGACACUGCCUGUAGUGUUGAGCUUCUUUUUGUGCUAUAUACAGUAUGUAAAUGCUACAAUUUUGCAUUAUUAAAGCAGUGUAAAGAGUAUUUCCAAAAUUAAUUCAUUUUUGUUAAAUGAGAACAUUAAACAAAAAACAAGUGGAUUUGUGAAAUACCAUCUAUGUUAGCUGUGUAAUUAGUUAAACCCCAAAUAAUUAAAUUGCAGAACAAUAUUAAGAAGUGGGAAAACCAGAUAUCAUCAAGACCAGCAUCAGGCAGAAAUUUGGGACACUGCUGGAAAACUGGAAGCAGCUCUGUUACAAUAUUUUUUGGCUCAAAUGAAGUAAACCUGAAGAGUUCAAUCUCUUGCUAGAUGUUUACUAGAUAGUUAUUAAUUUGGUACUGAGACUCAUAAGAAAAUGUGUAACCACUAUGAAUUGAGUCUGGUUCACUUUUCCAGGCCGAUUCUAGCUUUUGUAAUGAUGAAGAAUGAUCUCCCAACCCCACCCCCCUCCAGACUUCCAUCUUCUUGAGUCCUCCCACUCGGUCACUUACUAUAUAAUGUAUUGAUUUAUACAGUAAGUGGUCUAGCAAUUUUUCCGAUUCACUAAAUUUCUGAUAUAUUCGUUUUAAUUAUUGGAAAACAUAUCUAAGGUUCUGUGUAAUAAAAGACCAGAGGCUCUUGCCCCUGAGUGUGCCGGAUAGAUGGGUCAGAGGCUUUUCGUGUCCCAGGCCUUCUGAAAAGCACAAAACGACCUAUAGGAGUUUGAUGCCUCUGAUUUAUUAAUAUAGGGAAGCACAGUGUGAGCAUGACCCACCAGAUGCCAAUAUGUUAUGGCGGGUAACUUACAGGAAAUAAACUGAUCUCACUUUCUUCAUUAGGAGCAGCAGCUGUGUCGUGAGUUAAUCCUCUUGAGAACAAACACAGUGAUGUUGGGCACCUGAACACACAUAAGCCUUGAUUAAAAACAGAGUUGGCAGAGAGGCUGGGGCCAGAGGUCUCAGAUUUACUAAACUCUCUUUAUAGGUUACAUUUCCCUGGGGCUAGCAAGAAAUUCCAAAUCCAAGUGCUUUCCCCUGCUGUAAGCGACGUCGAUUUACAGGUACAAUUACCUUUGUUGAAAAGUAAAGCACAUAAAUAAAUUGAAAUAUGAGGAAUUUGGCCAAUUACCUGUAAUGAAGGGUUAUAUUUAUUUAUUUAAUUCACAAAUGUAUAUUUUAAUUCCAAAAUUUUGGAAUGUCUCCAAACCAAAACCAACAUUUCUGAAGAAGGCAAUUUCCAAUAAUGCAGAAUAAAGACAACUAGAAAAAGUAAAUGAAUAUUAUAUUUAUAUAAAAGCAAUAUUUUAUGUGCAGGGUUUCUGUCCUUACUAAAGUAAAAUCAGUCAUAACUCAUCAUCCUUCUGAUUGUGUUCCUGCAGAGGGUUUGCAAAGUUCUGUGUAAGAGGUUUCUCAACAGUCAGCAAUAGUAUACUGCCAGCCCCACAUCUAAAAUUGACUGUGCUCAAUCAUGCUGAAAUUAGGCAUAAGAAAUCAAAAUGCACUAAAGCAAUGAUAAACUAAAUAAUUGCUUCAGCCUUGUGACUUUUCUAUACACAGUACAAUGCUGUUGAUCAAAUCAGUGGCCUGAUUUCUACAUUUUUUCAAGUAAAUCUUCUUUCAUGAACAGCAGUGGAUAAUAUGAUAAAUUAGAUGAAUCAAUAACAGAUGUUACAAGUUUAGAGUAUGUUUUAAUGACUAUCAGUAUUUUGCAUUGACAGGAGGUGCAUUAACAGAUACAGUAAAAUGUUUUUUAAAGAGCUCAGUGAUUAUAAAUGGUAAUUAUAAAACUACUUUCUGUUUACUAAAGACUCUAGGACAACACAAAGUCAAUUUUAAUUAAUAUGCCCAUAUUUUCUUUUUCUUGAGAGAGAGACAAUGAAAACAUGUUGUGCUCGGUUGUACAUUUCUUGGUCUUAUUUACAUUUAUUUCUACUUCUGGUAUGACCUGUAAUUUCUAAGAAACAAAAUAAUUCAGAAAAAUCAAAUAGUAAAAACUUCUUUACUGUGCUGUCAUAGUCAGUGACCAUUUGUCUAAGGUUCUGCUGCAUGAUGUCAUUCCAGACUUCAUUGUUUCUAUUUCACUUAAUCCUCUUCAUAACAAGCCCACAGACUCAUUCCACAUCACACGUCCGAUGUAUUCCUAUGAGUGCAUUAAGGGUAAUAUACAAUGGGGGAAUAGAAUAAGCAUACUGUACAUUUACAUAAAACAUCAAGGCAAUUUGUUAAUGAAUUUGGAAAAAAAGACAAUAAGUGGUGUGUUAAAUCUUAUAAAUGUAGUUACAAUCUUGGAAGCCUAAUGUCUGCUGGUUAAUGCAGUACAUUCCAGCUGGUCUCUUGGUUGCUUCAUGAAAAUGUAAGCAAUGCUGGUGAACCAGUAAGCUCUUUCAUCUGAAAAAGAAUAUCCACACCACUGCCCCAGUAUGAUAAAUGGGGAUCUGCGCUGUGGGAGAUGUCAUCCUUUGGAUGAGAUUUUGAGCCAAGGUCCUGAGUACUUGGUCGUUCAGAGUGGGGAUGUCGGUCCCAGUGUCCCGGCUGAAUUCCACUGUGAGCUUGUACAAUCUGUUCUUCCCAGUGUUCCCCCUUAAUGCACAGUACAGAAUGGAACUGCAUCCACAUUUUCUUUUCUACACACUUACAGAAGACUCUGUUCACAACAGGUUCAGCUUUCACACACACACACAAGCUCAAAGUAUGUGGCUGGCUUUGAUGAUUAUAAAGUAGCGCAGAUUUAAAAAAAAUAUAUGUGAGAGGCAGCACAAGGACAAGUCCAGACAAUGCCUCACGGAACACCAGCACACAGACAAUAGCUUUCAUCUUUCAGGAAACUGCUUCUCUUUCGGUCAGUGUUUGGUCCAGGCUGACUGUGAAUCGGGUCGCCUGCAGUGUAGUUGCUGCUGGUGGAAUCAGAUGCUGACAACUUGAAAGAGGAUUCAACCACUUUUAUGAAGUGCAGGGAUGGGAGAAGAUCUAUCUAUCUAUGGACAUUAGAUAUGUCUUUGUGGGAGAGAAAUAUAUUAUAGUGUUUACAACUCACAAGAAAGAAACACAUUUGGCUACCGUGUAAAAAAUAUCCUGAUUUUAAAUGAACUGGGCAUCAAGGAUACUUUCACUGAAAAUCUUAUUUUACAUUAAGACCCAUAUAAUGAAUUGAAAUCUUAACCAAAACAAAAAUAAUUAAACAGAUGUAAAUAAGCUUGCUUAUCUGCCAAAAAAUGUAUACCAAAAUUAUUCAAUGCAACUUAAAAACAAAUACCAAACUGAUACUAUCCACAUGCAGUGUACUGAAAUAUAUUUAGCUUUUUAAUCCUAAUAUAUUUCUCUUCCAGUGUUUCAAAAAUAAUAAUUUGCAAUAUUUAAAUCUGUAAAACAUUUUUCUGAUACAUCCUAGUAUUUUAUUUUUAUUUGUGUUAAACACUUUUUUGCCCUUUGGGAUUGAUUUAAUAGCAACAUCCCAGGGAACAUGUCUCAUGGCUCCUUUUUUUUGAACAUGUCUUUAAAUUGGUGUGUGAUGAGUGCAAGUAUUUUGUGUUUUUAUUUCCAUUAAGCAAUGUGUGGUUAUAAAUAAUAUCUGUGUGGCACCCUCUGGCAUCGGCAGAUGUGUAUUUUUACCCCAGAAGUGCUAGCUACCUGCUGAUUGUGCAUUACUCUCUAGUAUUCCUAUUCGGUAUGUGCAAACCUCUUUAGAGUGCUGAAGGAACAAGGUGUAAAAAAUACUCACAGUUCCUCUAUUUGUGACUCUUCAUCUUAAAUCACUGUGUUACGUUAACUUCUUCAUCUAUAAACUAAAUACAGCUGUAAUUAUGUAUGUAUCUUACAAUGAUUUAUGUAGACAUUCUAUAAAUAAACUGAAAA
This is a messenger RNA of Lepisosteus oculatus (spotted gar), 21767 nucleotides long. The record is from RefSeq and is a predicted model, not a curated record. Lineage: Eukaryota; Metazoa; Chordata; Actinopteri; Semionotiformes; Lepisosteidae.